UGCGUCACACAGACCAAUACCAGCUAGGAUUCCUUUUCACAAAAUCAAGUCCGAUAUUUCAAAUCAGGCACUAAAAUAAUAUUUACUCUCAAUCAUAAACUGAAUCCCGACUCAGCGUUUUGAUUUCUUUGCGCUAUCCAAUUGUAUCCAAAAGUUUUUCACUCUGCAGAUACGAUUUGUAUUUUUCUUCGAGUCAAUUUUGAAUUAAUCUACAUUUAUUUAUUAUUUCUCAUUAAGGACAUUUUCUAUAGUUUCGAGGUUUGUUAGAAUAUAGCGAGCGAGCAUCGCCAUCAUCAUUGGAGGGGUAAAGCGCCGUUUUAUGGAUAUUGGAUUACGCACACAAAAGUUCGAUUUCAGACAUUCCGUUACCUUAUCUGACAGAAAAAAUGAAAUCUGCUGAAGAGGAUGCAUACACCCCCAACGUCAGUCUCUCCCAGGGAAACCCCUGCAUGCCUUCCCAAUACAACAGUCUCCAGUCUGGCCCCACCAUCUCAGUCUCCAUCAGCCAGCCUCCCAGCUACGGCGCCCGCAACAACAUGAGGACAGUGGGUUACUACUCCUCCCCUAGCAUCCGUCCAAAUGGGGCGCCAGCCCUCGAGAGCCCUCGUAUUGAGAUCACAGCCUACGGGCAGUUUCCUGAGGACAAGGUUGAAGAGAGCAACAACCUUACUGUGGCUAAACGGGUCAACUCCAUCGUGACCCUGACGUUGCCCAAUGCAGAUGGCUACCGUGACCCCAGCUGCGUCAGCCCGGCCAGCAGUGUGUCGUCACGCAGCUGCCACUCCGAGGCCUCGUCCUAUGAGUCGGGCUUCUCCUACAACUACGAAAACUCACCCCAGAACUCGCCCUGGCAGUCGCCCUGCGUCUCACCCAGGGGUUCCUCCUCUCUCGCCCUUCCGGGUGACGCUUGCGCCAAUGCGGGCUCCCCCCGGCACUCCCCCUCCACCUCCCCCAGCACCAGUGUCACAGACGACAGCUGGAUGGGCCAGCAGGGCUCCAGGCCCAACUCCCCUUGUGGUGGAAAGAGGAAAUACAGCUUCAAUGGAACCACAACCUCCAAGUACUCCUACUCCCCUAACCACUCCCCCGGGCCGUCCCCUCACACCUCCCCACGCCUCAGCGUCACAGGUGAGUCCUGGAUGCCUAACAACACCAACCAGUACACCAACUCAGCCAUAGUUGCAGCCAUCAACGCUCUGACCACAGACGGUGUGGCAGACCUGGUGGAGGGCAUCCCUCUGAAGGCCCGGAAGACCAGCCUGGAGCCUGGGGCAGUCUGCCUGAAGGUAGAGCCUGGAGGAGAGGAGCUCAGCCCUAGGGAGCUCUGUCAGGAUGAGUACCCCUUCUCCUGCCUGCCCUUUAAGAAGGAGAACUACUGUGGGGGAUUCCUGGAUGUGCCACAGCACCCAUACUCAUGGUCUAAGCCAAAGCAAUAUGUCAGCCCAUCUCUACCAGCCCUUGACUGGCAGCUGCCAUCCAGCUCGGGGCCGUACAGCCUGCAGAUCGAGGUGCAGCCCAAAUCUCACCACCGUGCCCACUAUGAGACCGAAGGGAGCAGAGGGGCAGUCAAGGCUCUGGCAGGAGGACACCCUGUGGUGCAGCUCCAAGGCUACAUGGAGAGUGAGCCCCUGACCCUGCAGCUAUUCAUUGGUACGGCAGACGACCGUCUCCUGCGGCCCCAUGCCUUCUACCAGGUCCACCGCAUCACCGGCAAGACCGUCUCCACCCCCAGCCAUGAGGUCCUGCAGUCCAACACCAAGGUGCUGGAGAUUCCACUGCUGCCCGAGAACAAAAUGCGCGCCAUAAUUGACUGCGCUGGCAUCCUGAAACUUCGCAACUCGGAUAUCGAGCUGAGGAAGGGCGAGACGGACAUCGGGCGUAAGAACACACGUGUGAGGAUGGUGUUCCGGGUUCACAUCAACCAGCCCACAGGAAGGACAUUGUCCUUGCAGGCUGCAUCCAACCCCAUAGAGUGCUCCCAGAGAUCAGCCCAGGAGCUGCCCUUGGUGGAUAAGCAGACCUUGGAGACGUGCCCUGCUGCUGGGGGAGAGAGGAUGCUCCUCAGCGGACACAACUUCCAGCACGACUCCAAGGUGGUGUUCGUGGAGAAAGCCCAAGAUGGCCAUCACCUAUGGGAGACAGAGGCCAAGGUUGACAAGGACUCCUCCAAGUCUACAUCUCUUCUCAUUGAAAUCCCUCCUUAUCGGAACCAGAGGAUAUCCAAUCCUGUUCAGGUGAACUUCUAUGUGUGCAAUGGCAAGAGGAAAAGGAGCCAGUACCAGCACUUCACCUACAUGUCUGCCAAUGUUCCAAUGAUAAAAACGGAGCCGAAUGAUGACUACGACCCCCCCCAGGUGUGUCCCCAGCGUGGCCCUGGCCUGGCGCUUCGCCCCAAGCCUUACUACACCCCACAGGUCAUGACCUCCAUUAUACCCACAGAACUCCGGCCGUGUGUGGGGGGCACCUACUCCGCCUGCCAACGGAGACUGGGAGGGAAGCCUUCCUCACUGUCCUCCUCAUCCUCCCCCAGCACAAGUCCCAAACUGCAUGACCUGUCACCCACCACGCCCUUCUCCAAGUGCCUGUCAGCAGGCCCAUCCCAGUCUCCGAUCCCACAUGUCUCCAUCAUCCAAGAGAGUCCUGGAUGCUACCAGCCGCAAUCUGUCCUCUACCCACCCAGUAGUGCCUCAUCCUCACCAGGCUCACAGCCCUCCACCCCUGACACCAGCUGCCUGGAAGCCCCGUUCUCCCCUACCCACUGCCUAACGCCGCCCCAGCCCAUCAGUGGCAGCUCCAGCCCAGUGACCCAACAGAGAGGCAGCCGCUCCUCGAGCCCCACGUUGGCCAUUAACAUCAAACAGGAGCCAGAGGAACUGGACCAGAUGUACCUAGAUGAUGUCAAUGAGAUCAUCAGGAACGACCUCUCAAGCAUCUCUGUCCACAGUCAUGCGUAGCACCACUUUCAUCAUGGACACAGGAGGACUGAAGCAGAAGAAAGGGAAAUACCAUACUGUACCAAUCAUUUUUACAACGUCUGCAUGCUUGGACUACAGUAUGCAGGAAGCCCAAAAAACAACCAAGGGGAACAGAGAUUGAGCAUCUUGAAGAUUAGAAUCUAAUGUGUGCCUUUCAGAAGAUUCGCCAAUGUAUAAAAAUUGAAGAUGAAAUGAAAUGGCUGAUCUCUCAGAAAAUAAAAACAGGCGUACUAUGCAGCACCGCACCUUCCAGCCUCAACCCCAAUAAGUAUGCUUUUUAGUGGACCAAUAAUUUUGUUUUUUCACUUCUGUCUGCAGAUAUUGUAAAUGAUUCAGUGCCUGAGUGUACGUUUUGUGUACAGUGCUUCAGAUUGUUUUGUGUAUCUGGCAAUUCAAUGAGAUGAUUUAAUCCAAAAUAAGUGCCUUUGACUGGAAAUAGGAAAUGGUGAGAAUUAAAGGGCAACUGCACUUCCUGAUUUGGCCUUGUUUUUCAUCAAUGCUCAUAAAGAAAUGCUAGCGGAAUCACAACAAACAAGCUAGCUUUGCUAUGGCGAGAACAACGUUUUGAAGAUGACUUCUCCCCUCCUGACUGACUCGCCUUCUCAAGAUGGUCAGCUAAUUCAGUUCUACAGUAUGUGUGAGCCUGUGUUUAGUCAAGCUGACAGCAGGUAGCUAGCGUAGCUUGGUGAUAGGAUAGCCAGCUGCAGCUAUCUAGCUAAUAUUUCUCUGUCAAAUCAGUUAUGGCAAGAUAGCAAGAGACAGUGUCUGGAAUGUGUUUCAUAAGACACUCGUUCUACAACACCUUGCUACGAAAGUAGCUUAGAACUUAGUUUCAGUGUUUCGACAAGUAAUGUAAUGCAUGUUACCGUGGAAAUGGUUUAAACCUCGAGUUGAACGCCUGCACUUAAGUCAGCUCAGCUGUCCACCAACACAAUAUUCUAUAACUGGCUAGUUUUGUCUCAUCUCUCCUUAUGUCCACUGUUACAUCUUUCCCAGGGGGACAAAUCCCCAAACUACUAAUAUCCCUAAAACAGGUGUCGCCUAGCCUACAUCUUGACAUUGCACAAACAUAGACCAGCUUGACAUUUAUCGCCCCCCCCAAAAAAGGGAUGAGUUUGUGUUACAAAGACAAAGUAUUGUAUAAUGUAAAUAUCAUAUUGAUGUGCCUACACUUAGCUAGCAAAUAGAGUACAACUGAGUACAACUCCAGCUGUCUAACCAGAACGGCAUUCUAUUUGGCCAAAUCUAAGGAUUUGUCUGUCUAACCACACACUGACAUGCACAGCUCUCUGGGUGGGGAGGUCCCUUUAAUCUAUGUAAUGUAUUACAGGUUAUAGACAAGUGCAGUCAGGUCGCAGGAGGAGUGGAGUGCAUGACAGUCCAUCCUGGAUAUGACAGAGUUUGCCUUAACCCAUGGGUCCUGCAGGCAGAGUUCAAUAACUACAGGCAGAUGUGAGAUGCAGGAGAAUGGCCCUCUUUUCAUACCACUUUGUAGGCUAACUGACCAAUUCAAGGCUCCAUCCAGGAGCCUACCGAGUAAUAUGAGAAGAGUGCAAUUGUUAAACUUAUGUAGAUAUUCUAAACAAAGUGUUUUGAUAACUUUCAAGUGUAACAGUUCUAUGUAUAAUAAACCAUACUUCACAUAAUACUGUAGAAGAAGUGUUCUGAUAAUGUGCAAAUAUUGUACCUUCCUGUAUGGUGUCCUGUGUAAGACAAGAGUUCCCUGACAUUUUUGAAGAAUACACAGGGUCCCUCCCCCCUAUUGAUAGUACCAUUCAAUUCAAUAGUAACAAAAGAUGAUACAAAGUAAUAGAUGUGUCUUGUAUAAUUGUAAUGCUGAGUGCAACGUCUCUCCCAGUUCAGACAUCAGUAUCAACUUGUCUUUCAGUCAGAGGACUCCAUUUCAAAAGCAUCUCUUCUGCCCAGCUGUAGAAAAAUGAGGAAGAGUUAAUGAGUGACAUGUAUUGAAAGGGUGAUAUUACUAAACACUUGCGAUGUACUCUCUUAUUAGUAAUCACCUUUUGUCCCUUCUGAGGUGUUUGCCAAUGCCUGAUGGGCAUGGCAGUGUAGAUCAGCUCCAGGCCCCUCUCGUCACAGAUACUGGUCAUGAAGGAGCCCGACUUCGGCUCCGAUAUGGGACCCAGAUCCUAUAUCCCAAAGGCGGGGAGAAAGACUGUCACUAUAUAGUCAUGGAAGCCAAUAGUUAUUUCACGGUUGAACAUAGCCAAUCAGAAAUCCUGAUUCAUAGCUAAUUCACAAGGGACACGUGCCAGCAUGGCACUGACUGGUUGGCAUUACUCACUGAGGCCCAGGAGUAGUCCAUUGGCACAGUGGAAGGGGCCACCUCCUUACAACAUACAAUACAUGCAUAUAUACACGGCACUCAUUAUAUUAUGAAUGGUGAUUAGGUGAAUUUCAGGACAGAUAGUAAUUUUGACCAUUGACCACACCAAAUGUGACCUCCAUUACUCUGAAGCAGGGCUGGUGCCUCACCACUGCCUCAGCCUUCUGUAACAGCUCCUAAUAUGGUAUGGGGUUACUCACGAAGCUGCUGAACAACAAAUCCACCAGGUUUUGUAUGUAGCCUGUGAAUGGAAUAACAUAUCAUCACUUAAUAAUAUAGCAAGAGAAAUAAUUUCCUCUAGUUUGGAAGCAAUUUAUAUGCUAAUAGAGGGACUGUAACUACGGAAUAGAUUCAGGCCGGUGACGCUGAUGCCAUUGCUAUGCAACCAGCUGUCUACGUUGCUGAAUGUUUACUGAUAUGUUUUGCUAUUUGCUGCCAGAGUCAUAGCUAUAUUUACAGUAGACAAGUGCCAUCCUACAUUUAUUUUUGCCCUAGAGAAUACAUGAUAAACUUUUAUGAGAACAGGCAUGUUGUUUUGGGUUAGCAGACAAAGCCCCCGAAUGCUAGCUAGAGACCUAACUUGUAAAUCCGGGUUAGUUAUAUCUUUAUACGAGUUUCAAAUGAAUUGGCUAGCUAGCUAACGUAACAUUAGCUAUCCAGUUCGAGUUAAAACAUUAUUGAAAACAAGCUGGCUACAUCCUAUGACUAACUAACAAGCUAGUAUCCAAGUGCUUGCCCUGUUAUUGACCCUAAAUGCCAAUGGGCUACAGUUAUCUGUUGUUACCAAGGUAACCAGCUAACGUGAGCUAUGCACAUCUUCCUCUGACAUGCUACAUCACAUUACACAUUAGAGUAAUGUAUUUAUCUAGUUACAGUAUCAUUCCCCUUUCAUCUGUGGUAUCACAGCUAGCCUGGCUCGCUAGCAUGAUCAAAUAAUGUUUUAUAAUAGGGUGUCCUGCCCAGAGUGGGUGAAAACGUGCUUUGGUGAUGAUAUUUCACUUCCUUAUGUUAUAAAAUAAAUUUUACCAAGACAAAUAUGAUUAUUUAUGUUCUGAAUCGUUCCGUGGGGUCUUUCUCUAACAUUAGUAACCUAAUACAUCCAAUAAUAAGCACGGAGCUCUGUUGACAUAGCGGUGAAUUAAAUAUAAAAAGCUUUGAAAAUAAAACGCUUGGUUUAUGGUCAGUGACAUUUCACAGAGAUACGUUUGUUUUUGUGAGAAAUCUUUUUUUUAAAUAGGAAUUGACUUAAUAUGAAAAGCGUAUACUAAAAUAUGAAAAUACUACAUGCCAUGUCUCAAAAUCAAUAUCCAUCUUACCUCUAUAUUGUUUUAUGUCUUGCAGAUUCGAGAAAAGAUAUGAUUUCAACAGGAAAGUGAGGUAGCCAGUCGCCUUAUGAUGGCAUUUUUCACACCCUAUGUAUAACCAAAAGUAGCUACUAAAUAGCUAGUACCAUUUAUCUAUUCGGCUAACAUACUCACCAACACCAGUCGUUUGACGGUUGACAGGCAGCAGAAUUGACUGUGUCAAGUACAAUCUAUUCCUGGCCAUCUAGCAAUAUUGUUGAAAUGCAUUGGGAGUUUGCAGCAACUUUAUGGAAGCCUAUUUUCACUCCUGUUUGCUGAGGGAAACGUGCGUGUGUUGUAUCCAUAUGCAGACUUGACAUUAAAUGUCCACAUGGUACGACAACGUGUUGUCUCUAGGCAAUUGGGCAUCAUCUGCAAAAGUGGCCAUGUAAGUAAUCCAUACCCAACCCCCUAGUAAGUCGUGACGAACGCACUUACAAAACUCUGUUUUGGACGAGACUGACUUUAUAAUAAAAAUUAUUCUAUUUACACUUUGCAGUCAAUUUUGACACUAGAAUGAAUUUGACUCAUAUCGGUGCCACAUAGGCCGUUUAAAACCAGUGAUGUUAGUUCCAAGGGGCAGUUGACCUUUAAGCACUUGUUCACACUCACCAAUGAUUGCAUUACCUGCAUGUUCAAUUUUACUUUUGAUCUGUUGUUUAGUAUAGCUUUGUAUGUUUGUGACUUGAGCCAUUUCUUCAAGUCACCCAAGGACUGAGAAAUGGCAUCAACAUUGAGUCCUUGAGUACAGUGAGUUAAAAGCACAUGCCUUAUAAAAGACAAAGACCUCAAUCUGUUCAGGUGUAUAUUUAUUUUAAGGAAAUACAACUAGGGCAAUGUGUUGGCUAUGUUGUCAAGAGGAUUUUGAAGAUAUUCAAGGCUAGUGCCUUUUGGAAAGCCAAAAUGUCAUCUCAAGUACCAGUGCCGUCUGUCCUGUUGGGAUAAUGCAAUGUUUGCAUUUCAUAUGCUUGAUUAGCCAAUAGUCAGCUUGUGAUAAUAACUCUGUUGCUUACUGGACAAUGCUUGAUUUGCUUCUGCUUCAUAUGGUUGCCAUAUGCUAAUUCAAAUGAAUUGCCUUUACAUAGGUAUUACAUAGUUGUGUAGUUCUUGUCUACAAGAUACUGAGGGAAAGAAUUAUGCUGGAAAAAAUAUGUGAAUGGGAUUGAGCAUAUACAGCAGGUUUUCGCCACACUAAUCAUGCCAUCCCUGAAAUUCAGUUUUUUUUGUUUCGCUUGUACAAACAGUGGGGAAUCUGGUAAUACAUAUAUUAGCAAUCAUUCUUUCAUUCAUAUGAAAGGAAGAAAUCAUCUCACUUUGGUUAAAUUGUCAACUUGAAAAUAAUUCCUGGAUACCUAUGCAAUAUGCUGAUAUAGCGUUUGUUUCUCAAAUAAUGUAUGCAUUUAAGACUGUAAUAGAAAAAGGUGUCUCUUAUGUACAUUUAUUAUUUCCUUUAAUCCAAAGAAUUGGUAACAACGGUGAAAAGCAAUAUUCUCACGUAGGAGAUCAAAAACUUUUACAUUUUUUUUAUAAGUAUGUAUUUAUUCUUAUAGCAUGUACUUUGUUUAUUCAAGUGUUUCAUGUAGCUCCUCAUAUUACCAAAUGGUUAACUAUAUAAUACACUACAAUAUAUAGAAUUCUAAGAUUCAGUUUGUAGAAUGCACAAUAGCUAGACUGAAUACAUGCUAAAUAAUCCGAUUUUUGCUUCAUUGUAUCAUUAGCUCGCAUAAGUUCCCUUAUUACAACUGCAUUUAUUUCUGCUCUUUUAUAUUAAGUCUUAAUCCAUGAAUUUAAAGGAAAUUAACAAAGCCAUGAAGCCAUGUUUACUGAAAAGUUGACUAUUAUAUUGUUCAGAUAUGCAGAUUCAUUGUUCAAAGUUUUUUUUGUGGGCUCCAAUUCUGCUUCAUAUACUGUAUGCAUUGUCAAUAAUAAAUACCUUCUUUUGAAUGCUA
Salmo salar (Atlantic salmon) is the source of this 8611-nucleotide messenger RNA. RefSeq names its product nuclear factor of activated T cells 1 (gene nfatc1). Gene Ontology annotation, molecular function: transcription factor binding; DNA-binding transcription factor activity, RNA polymerase II-specific; RNA polymerase II cis-regulatory region sequence-specific DNA binding. Gene Ontology annotation, biological process: regulation of transcription by RNA polymerase II; cytokine production; calcineurin-NFAT signaling cascade. NCBI's taxonomy places the organism in Eukaryota, Metazoa, Chordata, Actinopteri, Salmoniformes, Salmonidae. Gene Ontology annotation, cellular component: transcription regulator complex. The record is from RefSeq and is a predicted model, not a curated record.